Messenger RNA from Vombatus ursinus (common wombat), 1800 nucleotides. It is a transcript of the gene SDHAF4, whose product is annotated as succinate dehydrogenase complex assembly factor 4. Gene Ontology annotation, biological process: mitochondrial respiratory chain complex II assembly. The transcript is spliced from 4 exons. The record is from RefSeq and is a predicted model, not a curated record. The coding region runs from base 1 to 528 and encodes 175 amino acids. Gene Ontology annotation, cellular component: mitochondrion. Lineage: Eukaryota; Metazoa; Chordata; Mammalia; Diprotodontia; Vombatidae.
AUGAAGAAAAUGAAGAACCGAGCUAACGGGGGCGUGGCCACGCACCCUGGGGGCGUGGCUACAGGUGGCGGUUGGGCGGCUCGGGAACGCCUUUUCCGGUUCCACCCACGUGCUGCGUGCGGCGCCUCCUGGGCGGAGGGGGAGCGGUCUAGUGGCCGGAGGUCGGGAGGUGGCCUUCGCGACCUCGCCAUGGCGGUGGAUGGGGCUGUGCUCGCACGGCUGUUCAUUUUGGGUCCUUAUUCUAGCGCCUCGUGGGCCCCGGUGAUGACAAGAUUCUCUCUAAGUAGUUCUUGGAGGAGAGCUAAUUCUAGUCAAGGACAGUCUGAACCGACCAGGCAAGCACUUAAGAAGCCCAAGUUACCACAAGGACGGUUUGAUGCUCCAGAAGAUUCCAAUUUAGAACAAGAGCCACUAGAAAAAUUUCCAGGUGAUAUCAAUCCUCUUACAAAGGAAAAGGGUGGCCCCAAAGGCCCUGAACCUACUCGAUAUGGAGAUUGGGAACGAAAAGGACGUUGUGUGGAUUUUUAAUAGUCCAACUCUUAAGAAACUGGUCUCUUCAUCUGAAUGGAGUAUAUUUAAGUUCUGCAUGUUCCUUUUUUUUUUUAACUAAAAAAUCAUCAGUCCAGAAAAGAUUGUUUUGGAAGUAUUUCUGCAUUAGCACAUUUGUUAUUACAGAUUUGUUAAUGAAGAGAUAAGUUCAGAACUGCCUAUUAAUUUAUCAGUUAAAUUAAAAUUACUUAUAUAAUAAGUUCUAUAAUUUAAUUUUUUGGGGGGUUAAAGUGGUUCAUGGUUUGAAAAGGUUUUACUGGAACAUAAAAUGUCAUAAACCCCCAAAUAUAUGUUUCUGGGUUUAGUCUCUUGUCUUCCUGGCUGAAAGCUGUGGAAACAAGUACUUGAGGUACCAUAACUGAGAUCUUAAGAAAUAAUUAUAUUAUUUAUGCAAAGUAAUCCAUUUCAGUUCCACUAAUUGAGAAUUUGUGAUAAUUUGAACAAGCAAAUUAGACUACCAUACCAUUAUUAUCUGCAAAGAAAGAUUUUUCCAAGCAGGUAAUAGCAUAACCAGCAUUUCAGUUAAGCAAAUGCUUAUUGAAUACCUUCUCUAUACCUAACACUGUGCUAGAUUGGGGAAGGGAGAAGUAACAGAAGGAAAAAGAGGCAUAGACUUGGCCUUCAGGAGCUUAUGGUGUGUUUGGGGAAAUAAUCGCAUAGUUUUCCAAAUUGUGGGUUGGACCACAUUGGUAGGGGACAAGUCUUCUGUCUGUGGGGUCAGGAAAGUUUGAAGCAGUGACCAAAAUUAUUAAAUAUUUUAAAAUAUAAUUCUUGGAUAAAUACAUCCUUUUAUUUAAUUGGAAGUUCAAGUCAAAAUGGACAUGUGAAACUAGCAUGAGAUUCUUGACAAUUGGUGAGGUAGCAGAAAGGGAGGAUAAGUUAUACAGCUGAAGGCAGUGUGCCCCAACAUAGGUGGCAUGCCAGGGAAUAGUUGGAUUACAUGGAGAAAGGACCUGGUCCUUAACACUAGAGGGAGGGAUUGGGUACUGUUAUCCCCCAAAGCUGCUUAAAUGCUCCCUACCAGCCUUUCCUUAUGUCAGGUGAGACUGGAAGAGGUCAGUUAAUUGGCAUUUGGACCAUUCGCACAGCCCUUCCCUCUGAUGCAGAAUCCUAACCUUUUGACAAUGAAUUCAGUUCACUGAUUAUUUUAUGUUUUAUGUUACUAUUACUUUAUGUGUAAGUUUUGCUUUUUUUUAAUAAAAUUAUGAUAAAUACUUAAUUUUACUUGAAUAAAAUGCAAGCUAAGAAAAA